This is a messenger RNA of Ahaetulla prasina, 1629 nucleotides long. RefSeq names its product vomeronasal type-2 receptor 26-like. Gene Ontology annotation, biological process: G protein-coupled receptor signaling pathway. The transcript is spliced from 6 exons. Gene Ontology annotation, molecular function: G protein-coupled receptor activity. The record is from RefSeq and is a predicted model, not a curated record. Gene Ontology annotation, cellular component: membrane. Lineage: Eukaryota; Metazoa; Chordata; Lepidosauria; Squamata; Colubridae. Bases 1 to 1629 code for a protein of 542 amino acids.
AUGAGAAUCAGGCCCAAGAAAUACCAGCAGUUCCUGGCCUUGGUUUUUACAGUCACACAGGUCAACAAGGAUCUGGUUCUCCUCCCCAACAUCACCCUUGGCUUCCACAUCCAUGACAAUCACCAGAUUGAGAGAGAGAUUUCCUUAAUCAGCCUCUCUCUGCUCUCCACAAGAGGCCAGAUGGUUCCAGGUUACAAAUGUGACCAGCAGGACACUCUGCUGUCCAUCAUUGGAGGUCUCAGUUCCCAAUCCUCAAGGCAGAUGGACUCCAUUUUCAGCAUGUUCAAGGUCCCACAGACCCUUUCAACCCACAAGGGGACGUCUUUCUCCCUCAAUGGUGGGAAAAGGUCUUUGAAUGCAAGAUCUACAAACCAGAUUCUUUACUAUCUGAGGACCGUUCAGUUUAACAACAGCGCUGGAGAUGAAAUCUCCUUCUCAGAAAAUCGACUGGGUUCUGCUCAUUUUGAUCUUCUCAACUGGGUUUUCCUCCUGAAUAAAUCUUUUGUGCCCAUCAAAAUUGGGGAAAUAGAUGCUAGGGCUCCCCCAGGCAAGGAUUUCACUCUAAACUCUGACGCAAUUGUCUGGGCCACAAAGAAAGUGCCCUUCGCCAGGUGUAGCAUGAAGAGAUGCCAGGCAGGAGAGCGGAGAAGAGUUCCAGAGGGAGAGCAAGUUUGCUGCUACCAGUGUGAUGCAUGUCCAGAAGGGACCAUUUCUAACCAGACAGAUGCAGCUCUCUGUGAUUCCUGCCCAGAAGACCAAUAUCCCAACAAGGACAAGAACCAAUGCAUUGACAAGAAGAUCCACUUCCUGGCCUAUCAAGACACCCUGGGAUAUACUUUAAUUUCUGUCACUCUUUUUCUCUCUGUGAUCACAACUGCAGUCCUGCUGAUUUUCUAUAAACAUCAUGACACACCGAUUGUGAAGGCCAACAACAGAGAACUCACCUACAUCCUGCUGGUCUCCCUCCUGCUCUGCUUCCUCUGCUCCUUCCUCUUCAUUGGUCAACCAGGAAAGCUCACCUGUCUCUUCCAACAAUCUGCCUUUGCCAUUCUCUUUUCCCUGGCAGUUUCCUCUGUCUUGGCAAAGACUGUCAUGGUGGUUCUGGCCUUCAUGGCCUCCAAGCCAGGGAACAAGACAAGGAAACUCUUAGGGAAACCACUGACCAACUCGGUUGUCUUAGCCUGUCCCCUGGUCCAAGCAGUUCUUUGUGCCACCUGGCUGGUAACCUCCCCACCAUUUCCCAACUUCAAUUUCCACUCUUUGGUAGGAGAGACCAUUUUGGAAUGUAAUGAAGGUUCAACUUUAAUGUUUUACACCGUCCUCUCCUACCUAGGUCUUUUGGCCCUCAUCAGUUUCACAGUGGCAUUUUUGGCUAGGAAAUUGCCUGACAGUUUUAACGAAGCCAAGUUCAUUACUUUCAGCAUGCUGGUCUUUUGCAGUGUUUGGAUCUCCUUUCUCCCUACCUACCUGAGCACCAAAGGGAAGUCCAUGGUGGCUGUGGAGAUCUUCUCCAUUUUGGCCUCUGGAGCUGCUCUCUUGGCUUGUAUCUUUUUCCCCAAAUGCUACAUUUUCCUACUGAGACCCAAUCUGAACUGUAGAGAAAACAUAAUAAAAACCAAGAAUCUCUAA